Molecule: messenger RNA, 2594 nt
Organism: Pangasianodon hypophthalmus (striped catfish)
Lineage: Eukaryota; Metazoa; Chordata; Actinopteri; Siluriformes; Pangasiidae
Gene: syngr2b
Product: synaptogyrin 2b
Exons: 4
Coding region: 498-1214 (238 amino acids)
Cellular component (GO): synaptic vesicle membrane; neuromuscular junction
Source: RefSeq, a predicted model, not a curated record
UCAAAAUGCUUCAAUGCAAAAUUCUUUUCAACAUCUCAACUGUUCGUUGGCGUUGUUGUGAUAUUUGAUGUUGGUUUUGUAAAUUAAACCAAAUAAAACGUUCGUAUCUUUGUUCAAACAGCGCAUUAUGUUUAGAUAUAGCGAUGAAACAUGUAACUUAAAUGGCCUAUAGCAUUAUUUAUUCGAAAAACCAACCUCCACUAGUCAAAAUAUCGUCCAAAUUAGAACAAAAUGGCAGAGAAGCGUUUGUCAGCUGAAAGAGUCGGCUCUUUUUGGUGAAGUGAGUCAAAUGAUUUGACUCACUGAAAAGAUCUGGAAUUCCCACCACUACCUGAGAUACAAGCUACGAAGUUGCGUCUUGUCGUAACGUGUCGUAAAGGGAGGUUCUUUCAGCAAUUUCAUUUACAGGAAACAGAAGAGAAGAGCGCGGAAAAUCAGCAGCGUCGUUUAUCUGAAGUGAGUCAGAGCAGAGAGUCUUUUGACCGUGUAAAUUAAACAUGGAGACGGGCGAGAGCACUGCAUACGGAGCCUCCUUAGCCGGCGGAUCUUUCAACUUUUACAAAUUUAUCAAACAGCCACUAACUAUUUUACGACUUCUCAGCUGGGUGUUUGCCAUUGUGGUUUUUGCCACCAUUACUGCAGAGGGAUAUGUAAAUGCAAAAGACUCAUCACAGGUGGUCUGCAUAUUCAACCAAAACGACGGAGCCUGCAAUUAUGGAGUGGGCAUCGGGCUCAUCGCCUUCUUCGCCAGUACCGCCUUCCUCUUUGCUGAUGCCUAUCUUCCCCUGAUGAGCAGCGCACAGGAGAGGAAGCGUCUUGUGAUGGCUGACCUGGGGUUCUCAGGGAUCUGGACGUUUCUGUGGUUUGUCUGUUUUUGCCUCUUGGCUAAUCAGUGGGUGAAGACCACUGACAGAAAUGGCAUCCCUGUCGAUGCAGCUCAAGCCAUCGUUGUCUUCACCUUUUUCUCGUUCGUGGCAUGGGGCGUGAUUACCUAUUUGGCCCUGAUGAGAUUUCGCCAAGGCGUUAGAGAGCUCGGUCAGGGCUUUGCUGAAUCUGCUCCAGAUCACACCUCCCCUUACCAGGCCUCAACGUUCCCUCAUGAUCCCUCACCAUACCCGGCUACUACUUACCCGGCAGACCUCUACCAGCAGCCCCCCUUCAUGGGUAAGCCCGAGCCAACUGGCAACAGUAACUACCAGCCACCAAGCUACUGACAAGAACAAGGGCUCUUCUCGAGGGAAAGCGAAAAGGGAUGAUUAAAUGGCCUGAUCAUAUGAUGCGCAGCAUGGAAGGAGACUGUAAGGGCAGCCAAUGAGAGCUCUUGUGUAUUGAUGGGCUCAGGCAUUCCUUGAAGUUGACUGGCUCUCCCAGUCACCAUGAAGUUAUUCUUUGUGCUUGCUUUCAGUGAUGCACAGCCUUUCUGUGUUCUGAAAUUGUUUGUAUGUUUGUGUUGCCCAGAGCUGAUUAUCAUUGAUUGCACAAAUGGCACCUAAAUAUAAUGCAAGUCAUAGUGAAACUGCUGAAGACAGAGUAGCCUGUUACUGCGCUCACUCCUAGACUGCUCUGUAAUGUAUUAAUGUUAGCCUUUAUUUCAGCAGUGCCAAAUUCGUACAACUUCAUUUGCACCGUGACCCUGAACAAUAAGGCACAUAGAGUUAAAUAGCCUACUUGCACUUAACUAUGCUUUCCAGUGAAGCAAUACUUAGUCAACUGACCAGGUCAGCCAUAAUUUUUUGGAAUUGACAUUUUGAUGCUCUUCGUGCUGCCAAAAUACAGCCAUAGUCUGCACUGUUAAAAAUGCAGCUCUGUUUUCAUUCAUGUGUGCCAUUGGAGGCUUUUUUUUUGUCCUGUAAUUUGUACAAGACUACUGAUAAUGAUUUUUUGGACAUGAAAUCCACUAUUUUUGAACUGUAAGAGCCUUGAAUCCAGUCUGGUAUAUUUACGCAAAAAAUACUACAUUUAUAGAGCAUGUAAUUUUAUUCAUCCACCCAAUCUAACAACCUGAUCCUCAAGAAGUAUUGCACCACCUGGAAAGCAUUCUCCUUAUACUAAUAACUCACAUUACAGGUCUUAAUCUGGGAGUGUAUUAAUAAAAGCCAAAUCCAUCAUGCCAAAGCUACAAGCUCCAAUCGUUUUCUUUUUCUACAUUUAUUGCAGCAAACAUUCAGCACCAUUCUUUUGACUGUUAACUCUCUAAGAAUUUUUUUUAUUGUUAGACACCUUUUCAAUCUAUUUCAGAUGAUUUUUCCUCUGGUAUUGUAGUGUACACUUUAAGAAACUUAUUAAUAAUUAUUUAACCCUAAUUUCACUUCAGUUGAGCGUGUGCCUAAUGAUUUGCACUACUUGAUUUGAUUUGAUGCAGUUUUUUUUUCUGGGAUGUGGGUAAUUCUUGUAUCACUGGCCAUAUUUUGUUAAUCAGAAUUUCUAUUGUAACUUUAUUUUUAAAACACUGGUUUAAAUUGUUCAUAAUUUUUAAGAGAAUAUGGGUUAUCCUUUGUUUGGAUGUGAAGCACAAACCACCAGUUUAAGAAAAAAAGGAAAUAUACAUUUACCAGGGAACAAAAAAAAAAUAAUAAAGUUUUUAUUGCAACUAA